Schizophyllum commune H4-8 is the source of this 3041-nucleotide messenger RNA. Its product is annotated as DNA repair helicase. Gene Ontology annotation, cellular component: nucleus. Gene Ontology annotation, biological process: establishment of sister chromatid cohesion; nucleobase-containing compound metabolic process. The transcript is spliced from 15 exons. Bases 86 to 2947 code for a protein of 953 amino acids. The record is from RefSeq and is a predicted model, not a curated record. Gene Ontology annotation, molecular function: DNA helicase activity; DNA binding; ATP binding. NCBI's taxonomy places the organism in Eukaryota, Fungi, Basidiomycota, Agaricomycetes, Agaricales, Schizophyllaceae.
GUGCGAGGUCGAGCGCGUCUCCUUGUUGGCGGCGGCAAUUUCUAGUGCAUAUAUGCAGUGAAUUUUACCGGAAAUUCUACUCAGCAUGUCGAGCGACAGUGAUGCGUCCCUCGUCCUCCCCACCCCCUCCGAGUUUCCCUCCUUCCCCUACCCCCAGCCGUACCAGAUCCAGCUCGACCUCAUGCGUCACCUCUACGAAGUCCUCGAAAGCAAGAAAAUCAGUAUAGUAGAGAGUCCCACAGGCACGGGCAAAACCCUCUCCCUUCUCACCGCUAGCCUCACCUGGCUGCGUGACCACCAAGAUCGCGCGCGGAAGGCGCACGCGCUGGAGGUGGCCGGUAACGCGAAGAAGAGCACGCCGCAGUGGGCGAUCGACCAGGCGGUGGCGCGCAAGAAACGAGAGCUGGAGGCAAGGGAGGAGGAGAGGGAGGAGCGGAUGAAGAAGGCGCGCGCAAAAGAGGCGAAGCUGAGGGCGAAGGUGGUGCAUAUGAAGAAGAAGCAGAGAGUGGAAGGAGCGGAGGGUAACAAGACCAAGUCGUCGAUCAACGAGGCGCGAUAUCUGCCUUCGGAUGAUGAGGAUGCGGAGGAUGAGGAUGGAAUGUCGAAAGAGGUUCGGGCGCUGUUCGCGAAGAUCGAAGCCAGCCGGAACACCUCCCGUAUAACGGAGGAAGACGAGGAAGCCCUGAAGUGCACCAAGAUCUACUACGCGUCGCGUACGCAUAGUCAACUGUCGCAAGUUCUGCCGGAGCUGCGACGGGUGGACGAGCGGCGGGCGUCUUGUAGUUCAUCUGCCUCGGACGACUCUCGGCCAGAGAACACGAACGGUAAGCCUGCACGCGAAGGCGGCAAACGAGCUCGCGAAGAGGACGACGAGGUCCGCUACUACACUACUACACGUGCCGUGGCGCUGGGUUCGAGGAAGCAGCUUUGCAUCAACGAUACGCUGCUCAAGGGCAAGCGCGUUGACUUGGACGAGGCAUGUCGAGCGAUGUUGGCAGAGAAGAAAGAGAAGCGCUGCCCUCACCUUCCGUCGCAAGAAGAGGAAGCAGCGAUGCUAGACCUGCGAGACCAAAUACUGGCCACCCCGAAAGACAUCGAAGAACUCGCUGCGACCGGUCGCGCCUCUGGUAUCUGCCCGUACUUUGGGUCGCGCAAAGCUAUCGAUCAAGCGGAGCUCGUGACCCUCCCUUACAACCUCCUCUUCCAGAGAAGCGCGCGCGAAGCGCUCGGGAUUGACCUCAAGGACCAGAUUGUGGUCAUUGACGAGGCGCAUAAUGUCAUCCCCACCCUCCUCUCCCUCUCCACCACCUCCCUCCCGCUGUCCCAGAUCCGCCUCUCCCUCGCGCAAGUCACGACCUACCUGGCCAAGUUCAAGACGCGGCUGAAGCACGUGCAUGUGCUGAGCCUGCGGCGCUUGACGGUGUUCUUGGAGAGUCUGGUGGCGUGUGUGGAGGGAUGGGGUGGAGUAGAUCGUGCUGUGAGUGGUAUCGGUGCGAAGGACGCAGCUGGCGGAAUGGACGGGGUAAAGGCGAAGGAGAGCGGGCAGCGAACGGCUAGUCAGGUGCAAAGGGGCACGAAGCCCACCGCCACUCAGCCUGUAGCGAGACCUGGUCAAUCUUUCGCGAAGCCCACGCAUCCCGCCACAUCCCCAAAGACCGAGAUCAUGACCCCCAACGACUUCGUCUCCCGCCUCGGGAAAAAAGUCGAGGGCAUCAAUCUUCUCGAGGUUGAGCGGUACCUGAAGGCCAGUCGCAUCGCGAGGAAGAUCAGCGGGUAUUGUCUGGAAUUGGAGGAGGCUGCUAAGGGGGAGGAAGGGCCGGGUGGAGGGCCUGGAAGUGGGAAGAUGGAUAAGGAGAGGAGGAGGGAGUUGGCGAGCAAGAGGAAGGGCAUGGUCCCGCCGUUGCAUGCGGUGGAGGACUUUAUGGUCAGUUUGAGUGGGAUGAAUGAUGAUGGCCGCAUCUCCUUCAUUCGCAACGCCAACGGCUCGCUCGAAGUUCGCUACCAGUUGCUCAACCCGGAGCCCAACUUCGCCGAGGUUGUGGACGAGGCGAGGGCCGUAGUCCUCGCGGGAGGGACAAUGUCGCCAAUGUCCGACGUCUUCAACCAACUGUUCUCCCACGUCGCCGCCGAAAGGCUUACCAGCUUCUCCUGCGGGCAUAUCAUCCCCUCGUCCAACUUGCAAACGCUCGUCGUCACGAAGGGACCGAAGGGCGGGCCGCUGGAAUUCAAGGCAGAGAGGCAGAAGGAUCCUGUGGCGAUCGAAGAGCUCGGCCAGAUCCUGUUCAACCUCGUUUGCGUCACGCCGAAGGGCAUGGUCGUGUUCUUCCCGUCGUACAGCUUUCUCAAUGCGGCGAAGGCGGCGUGGGGGCAGUCCGGGGCGCUGGGUAGGUUGGAAGGGAGGAAGAAGAUAUUCUUCGAGCCCGAAGAGACCACCGACGUCGACAAGGUCCUGCAGAGCUAUGCUACCGCUGUACACGAAGUGGACCCCUCCCGACCCAAACCUGGUGCCCUGCUCUUCGCCGUCAUCGGGGCCAAGCUGUCUGAGGGUCUCAAUUUCGCCGACGACCUUGCGCGCUCAGUCGUGAUCGUCGGCAUGCCGUACGCGAACUUGGGAAGCGCGGAGCUAAAGGAGAGGAUGGCGUACGUCAAGCGGUUGGAGGAAAGGAGGAUUAGGGAGGGAAAGCAAGUGAGAGAGAAGGGUGCGAAGGAUGCGGCGGCGGAGCUGUAUGAGAACAUGUGCAUGAACGCGGUAAACCAGUCGAUCGGUCGUGCAAUCCGCCACCAAGGGGACUGGGCUGCUCUUGUGCUUCUGGAUCGACGGUAUGCCAAUGUUGCGAUACGGAACAAGCUGCCGAAGUGGAUUGGAAGCGGGCUUACUGUCGCAGACACGUACGGCAUGGUGAUCAAGGAGCUGGCGACGUUCUAUCGCCUGAAGAGCACAACGUGACACGCCCCUAUUGCCAUCUGUUUUUGCUAUUUACAUAUCUAUAUACCGAUGUGAUUGCUAUCUUACUGUGACCAGUAGAGGAAGUUCAACCGUG